UCUUCUCUCUCUCUCCUUCCAACUUAGAAGUUCUUUUGCAGAAUAUUUCAGUGAUUCCAGUGGUGGGCUGGCUGAAGUUUGAACGUGAAGGCCAAACACGCAACAAAACCACCACUUGGGGGAGGGGCAAGCAAAGCUGAAAAAAUAGUCCAGUAGUAAUAUUAAGCAAAGAAAAGAAGUAGAUCAGCGCAAGAACAUCAAAGGAAAAUGGGUUUUGUGGAACUGUUGGAGGUGGCUUCUAUGCCAAUUAUUCAAGUCCUUCUUAUCAGUGCAUUGGGAGCUUUGAUGGCAACUCGGUAUUUCGAUCAUCUUCUUUCGCCUGAUAUCCGGAAAGCUUUGAACAAGAUUGUCUUCUUUGUAUUCACUCCUUCACUUAUAUUUGCCAGUUUCGCCCAGAGUGUUUCACUUGAAGAUAUGAUAUCAUGGUGGUUUAUGCCCGUUAACGUUGGACUUACCUUCUUAAUUGGUGGAAUAAUCGGAUGGAUACUGGUGAAACUACUGAAGCCUAAUCUGAAAGUGGAAGGUCUUAUUAUUGCUGCAUGUUCAUCAGGAAAUAUGGGGAACCUUCCUAUUGUAAUCAUCCCUGCUAUCUGUGAUGAGAAGGGAGGACCAUUUGGUGCGCGUGAUGUUUGCCGCAGUAAUGCACUCUCUUAUGCAUCUUUCUCUAUGGCGCUUGGUGGCAUCUUCAUCUGGACCUACACCUUACAGACUAUAAAAAGCAGAUCAUUGAAAUUUAAGGCACUGGAGGCUGCUGAGAUCAUGAAGGUUCCCAACAAAGAGUUCGAUGCCAAUGCAGAAACUCUUCUUCUCAAGGAUAAUGACAGCCAAAACACAAUAGAAGUUCCGACAUCUACCUAUUAUGGUGACACUGAAAACCAAAUUCCUGUAGACCAAGAUCAGUCCAGUGUACCAGAGAAGACCGAAUCGCUAUGGCAUAGAAUAGUGGAAGUUAUUACUCAGUUUCUUGAAGAACUCAUGUCACCACCAGCAAUUGCAACAUUUUUUGGUUUCCUCUUUGGUGCGGUUGCAUGGCUAAGGAACCUAAUAAUAGGAGGCAAUGCUCCACUGCGUGUCAUCCAAGACUCUCUCCAAUUACUAGGGAAUGGAACCAUUCCUUGCAUCACCCUUUUGCUUGGUGGUAACCUCACUCAAGGCUUGAAAUCAUCUACUAUCAAACCAUUGACCCUCAUCAGCAUCAUCAUAGGCCGACUUUUCCUGCUACCUUUGAUUGGACUGUUCAUCGUAAAAGCAGCAGCAAAUUUCGGCUUACUCCCGGUUGAUCCUUUGUUUCAGUAUGUGCUGGUGAUGCAGUAUGCUAUGCCACCGGCUAUGAAUAUCAGUACCAUGGCUCAGCUGUUUGAUGUAGGAACUGAAGAGUGUUCAGUUAUUCUGUUGUGGACAUACAGUGCUGCAGCCAUAGCACUCACUGCUUGGUCAACAUUCCUCUUGUGGCUAUUAUCUUAAGUUGUCUUUGGUUCCUGAAUUUUCCUAAAACAACAAAGGAAAAAAAAACAAAUACAGAAACUCUUCUACAUACUAUGGCUGUGUGAACAGCAGUUUUGAUGAAGAAAGAGGAAUGGUAUGGUUGCAAUUUUGAGUGUAAUUUGGGUUUUGCUUGUUCUUGUAUCAACCUCUGCGCAACAACAAAGAAGUUAGAUGAUUGAAGUGUGAAUGGUUUUGAUCAUGUCUUACACACAAGACACUGCCAUUCAAAAUUAGGUGUUUACAAACAAAUACAUAUUUUCCUUUUCGACCACCUUCUGUAGUUAGGUUCUUAGUUUUUUUCUUUUUUCAUAUAGUUCUCCAUUGGAAAAAGAAAAGAAAAUCCAAUUAUUCUGAUUCUUUGUAUUUUAUUCAUUUUGAUUUCAAUUCUUGCGGUUGUAAUUUAGUAACAGUCUAUGUUUAAUGAUAAUAAAUUGUUAUAAAA
This is a messenger RNA of Vigna unguiculata (cowpea), 1927 nucleotides long. Its product is annotated as protein PIN-LIKES 7-like. Gene Ontology annotation, biological process: endoplasmic reticulum to cytosol auxin transport. The record is from RefSeq and is a predicted model, not a curated record. Gene Ontology annotation, cellular component: membrane. NCBI's taxonomy places the organism in Eukaryota, Viridiplantae, Streptophyta, Magnoliopsida, Fabales, Fabaceae.